CCCACUGCUCGAAGCCCGCCCGGCCCCGGCCCGGAGGAAACAACGCCCACCCGGCAGAGUCAUGGCGACGGGGGCGGGGCGAGACGCGCAGCCCCGCCUCCGAGCGCGCGUGCGCACUGCCCCCUGGGAGGCGCGAGCGCAGUUGAUGUUAGCCAUGGAAACGCGAGCGGUCCUGGAGGCCCUGGGUCCGCUGCUGGCGUCGCCGCAUCCAUCGUGGGGCGGGAGCUCCCAACCGACCUCCCCAGGGGCGAUGUGGUCCCGGGACGCCCUCGCGUCGCCUUUGCCCUCGGAUGACUCCAGGCACAACUCUGCAUCAGUUCCUGCCUCCAGGUUCCUGCCUGUUUGAGUUCCUGACCUGAGUUCCUUCCAUGAUAAACAGUGAUAUAGAGAGACAGUUCGCUGACCCUGUAACAGAAGGAGAAGACUAACAGAAGAGCUCACUGGGAAAUAGUAGGACUGCCAGCAAGUCUGAGUAGAGAGUACUUUCCUUUGGCCUUGGAAUCUAAGCUAUACUGCUGGUUAUGAAAAAGAUGUGACUUAUAGACCAGUCCUGAAUGGGAAGUAUGAGUCCAGAUGUCCCUCUGCUAAAUGAUUACAAACAGGACUUCCUGCUGAAGCGCUUUCCACAGACUGUUCUUGGAGGCCCUCGACUCAAAUUAGGCUAUUGUGCCCCUCCUUACAUAUACGUUAAUCAGAUUGUCCUUUUCCUGAUGCCAUGGGCCUUAGGUGGAACAGGAACGCUUCUAUAUCAGCUGGACAUCCUGAGAGACUACUCGGCGGCCGCUCUCUCAGGAGGACUGAUGGUGAUCACGGCGGCUGUCAUCCAGUUAACCAGUGCGCACGCCAAGAGCAAGUCUGUGGUGGUCAAAAGGAUGACAGCCCGGAACAUCUUAGCAGAGGAAGAUGAGCACGAGUUUACAAGUUGUGCUGGUGCUGAGACUGUCAGAUUUCUGAUUCCUGGCAAAAAAUACGUGGCCAAUACAGUUUUCCAUUCUGUUCUUGCCGGGUUGGUGUGUAGUCUUGGAACAUGGUAUCUGCUCCCAAACAGAAUUACCUUGCUGUAUGGCAGCCCCGGGGCAACUGCUGCUCUUUUUGUCUUUGGGUGGCUAACCCUUUGCAUAGCAGAAUAUUCACUAAUUGUAAACACCGCCACAGAGACUGCCACAUUUCAGACCCAGGAUACCUACGAAAUCACUCCGCUCCUGCGACCACUGUAUAUUUUUUUCUUUGUUUCUGUGGACCUUGCACACAGGUUUAUUGUAAAUAUACCAGCUCUAGAGCAAGUGAAUCAGAUUCUGCACAUCUUGUUUGUGUUACUGCCUUUCCUCUGGGCACUUGGGACUCUCCCCCCACCCGAUGCCCUUUUCUUCUGGGCAGUGGAGCAGAUUUUAGAGUUUGGUCUUGGAGGCUCAUCCAUGUCAUCUCACCUACGGUUAUUGGCAAUGUUCAUCACUUCUGCUGGAACACCUGUCGUGUCCUACUUUAUCCCCAGCACCAUUGGUGUGGUGCUUUUCAUGACUGGACUUGGAUUCUUACUGAGUCUUAACCUAAGUGACCUGAGUUUGGUCUUCAGGCGCGGUGUGGCCAGGCCCAGAGUAGAAAGGGGUCCCAAGGCUUUCCCAGGCAACUGUGGACAUCGGUUUGGGAGGAAGGAAUGCCUUCUGUGCACCGUUGUGCUGGGUGUGGCUCUCCUAGAGGCAGGGCUGCUGCAUCACCACGCCGGCGUCUCCCAGGUUUCCAGAAGCAACUCUCAGUCCAUCUUGGGCUAUGUUCUGAUGGCGUUACUUUCAAUGCUGUGGAUACUGGGAGAAACUCAAAGCAUCUACAUCUUCGGAAUUUUUCGAAACCCUUUUUAUCCAAAGAAUAUACAAGCUGUGUCUGUAUUCUCCGAAAAGCAGAAGAAGCUCCUGAAGAUUGGGGUGGUCAGGUGGCUCUUGCUAACUAUAGUGUCUCCUUUGGCUAUGGUGGCCUUCCUUGCACUGGAUAGCUCCUUACAUGGGCUGCACUCUGUGACUGUCUCCAUCGGAUUCACCAGGGCUUUCAGAACGGUGUGGCAGAACACAGAAAAUGCUUUACUAGAGACUGUGAUUGUGUGGGCAAUCUACAUGGUAUCCCACACAGACUGCUGGUGGAACAGGAGCCUUAAUACGGGCAUGAGACUGUUAUUGGUUGGUGUCAUGCGAGACCGUGUGCUUCAGUUCAUCACUAAAUUGCAGUUUGCCAUGACUGUACUCUUGGCAUCAUGGACAGAAAAAAAACAGCACAGAAAAACAACAACAGCGCUGUGUGUCCUCAACACUGUAUUCGCUCCCUGUGUGUUGAUUGUUAUAGUUUUCUCGGCACUGCUAUCAUCCCCUCUACUGCCCCUCUUCACCCUUCCUAUCUUCCUGGUGGGGUUUCCUCGUCCGGUUCAGAGCUGGCCAGGAGCGGUGGGCACCACAGCUUGCGUGUGCACAGACACCGUGUUCUACCAGCAGAUGGUCCCCCGCUUGACCGCGGCGCUGCAGACUGCAAUGGCAGCUGGAAGUUUCGGCCCCCUCCUCCCUGGCUCUCAUUACUUGGGCCGUUUUGAGGAUCGUCUAAUAUGGAUAAUGGUCCUCGAGCGUGGCUAUUCCUACUGCUGCGUUAAUGUGAAGGGGUUAGAACUACAGGAGACAUCCUGCCACACUGCUGAAGCCCAGAGAGUAGACGAAGUGUUUGAAAGUGCUUUUCAGCAAGAACCCCCCCGAACGUGGUCCCUCAAUGAGCACGUGGGCAAUGUCUUGAUGCCGUGUGCUGUUUUGCCUGUGAAACUGUACUCUGAUGCCAAGAGUGUCCUAACUGGCAUAAUUGAUUCUCAUGAAAACUUGCAGGAAUUUAGAGAUGACCUUGUGAAAGUGCUUGUAUGGGUGCUUAUUCAGUACUGCUCUAAAAGGCCCAGCCUGCAGGAGAAUAUUCACAGAACUGAAAAUAACAGAGAAGCCUUACCAGUGGUCCUGCCUGCCUUGAACACAUCACCGUGCCCCAAAUCCCUGGAAGACUCAGAUAGUUUAAAUUCAGACACUUUCCAUGACUGGUCUGAUGAUUGUAUUUUUGAUGAUGAACCAACUAUCAAAAACAAAAAAGAAAAACUUCAGUUCGAAGAUCGACCAGGAACCAAUCUGCCCAUUCCAGGGUCAGUAGACUCCCAGAGUGCAGAUGACCGUUCCACAAGCACAGGUCCCCAGAAUGACCUGUACAGGACGAUGUUGUUGGGAUUCCCUGCUGUUGACAAGGGCCAGCGAGAAGACAUGGCGUCCAUACCUCUCGUGGAGUUCAGUUGUUCACAGUCACACUUGCUGAGUGUACCCGAAGAGUGGAGGUCUAACUGUACACCCCAUUCCAGAAUAAUGGAGGCAAGUCCCUUGUUUCCAGAAGACUGGUAUCAGUUCGUUCUAAGACAGGUAGAGUGUUUUCACUCAGAGGAAAAGUCAGAUGUACUGGAAGAAAUCGCAAAGGAUAAAGCUUUAAAAGCCGUGUAUAUCCAUACAGUGAUGGCUUGUUAUAUUGGUUUAUUUGGAAUAGACAACAUGGUGCCUAGUCCUGGUCAAAUAGUAAGAGUCUACAAUGGUGGCUUACCCUGCUCUGGCACCUUGGAUUGGCUCUCAGAAAAACCAGAACUCUUCCAACUAGUUCAGAAAGCAUUCAGGUAUACACUGAAACUAAUGGUUGAUAAAGCAAGUUUGGGUCCGAUAGAAGACUUUAAAGAACUGAUCGACUGCCUCAGAGAAUACGAGAGGGACUGGUAUAUUGGUUUAGUGACUGAAGAGCAGUGGAAAGAAGCAAUUCUAGAAGAAAAGCCAUGCUUGUUUUCCCUGGGCUAUGAGUCUAGUAUGGGCGUUUACACUGCGAGGGUCCUGGUGCUUCAGGAGCUCCUGGUCCGCAUCGGGAAGCUGAAUGCUGAGGCGGUUCGAGGCCAGUGGGCCAAUCUUUCAUGGGAACUGCUCUAUGCCACCAACGAUGAUGAGGAGCGCUACAGUAUCCAGGCUCAUCCACUCCUUCUGAGGAACCUCACUGUACAAGCUGCUGACCCUCCCUUAGGGUAUCCGAUUUUCUCCUCAAAACCUCUCCCUAUACAUUUGUGUUAGUCCGUUUUUACAUCUCAGUGUGAGGACGUCAGAGGAGGCGCUAGUUAAACAGUUGAGUCUAAGUUGUGUGACCUCUCUAGACUUUCUUCUUGCCCCAGGGAUGCCUGAGAGAAAAGCUAAGGUCUGUAAAGCUGAUUCUCAGCCAUCUGAAUGACUCAAACAGCAGCUCCUCUGUGCCUAACAUGGGUAGAAGUAGUUGGCCAAUAUUUGUGCUGUAUGAGUUCUUAUAGGUUUUGGUAGCUAAAGACAUUUGUACAAGAUUAGAUGGUUUUUUUACUGCUUUGUUAAAUGUCUGAAAAGUAGUUUGUCUUUUUAAAAGUCAGCAGGUGUAUAAUUACAUAUUUAAAAGACAUUUAUAUCAGUUUUUUUUAAAUAAUAAUGAAUCCUUUCAAUGGUUAACAACAUAUACAUAUAUUUAUUUGAAAUGUAGUUAAUUUUCUAGUAUUUUCAAAUGUCAUACUGUUUUAACAUUUAACAUGGUGUGAACAGUCCAUACAGUGUAUCAUUUUUCAUAUAUUUUAGUUUAGAAACCGUAAGCACUUGAAAUAAAAUAUGACCAGUAA
Messenger RNA from Peromyscus californicus insignis, 4669 nucleotides. It is a transcript of the gene Pcnx4, whose product is annotated as pecanex 4. The record is from RefSeq and is a predicted model, not a curated record. The transcript has 13 exons. Gene Ontology annotation, cellular component: membrane. Lineage: Eukaryota; Metazoa; Chordata; Mammalia; Rodentia; Cricetidae. Bases 555 to 4106 code for a protein of 1183 amino acids.